AUGGGAAAAUUAAUGGAAGCCUUUUGUGAAUGUGAAGCUAAGCAGAAGAAUCUUCAAGAUGGCAUCGUCGCGCAUGCUUUCUAUCCUCGGGAUGGGCGUUUGCACUUUGAUGCCGAUGAGGACUGGAGCUUAAAUUCGCCAACCGGGGUGAACCUGUAUCAGACUGCUGUUCAUGAAAUUGGCCACAUACUUGGUCUGGAACAUUCUGUAGAUCCUCGUUCAGUGAUGUUUUCAGCGCGAAGGCCGUAUAAUCCAGAUUUUGCUUUGGGUGAGUGA
Strongylus vulgaris is the source of this 276-nucleotide messenger RNA. NCBI's taxonomy places the organism in Eukaryota, Metazoa, Nematoda, Chromadorea, Rhabditida, Strongylidae. The record is from the annotation of a GenBank genome assembly.